Molecule: messenger RNA, 4623 nt
Organism: Hippocampus comes (tiger tail seahorse)
Lineage: Eukaryota; Metazoa; Chordata; Actinopteri; Syngnathiformes; Syngnathidae
Gene: ppp2r3a
Product: protein phosphatase 2, regulatory subunit B'', alpha
Exons: 12
Coding region: 279-4310 (1343 amino acids)
Biological process (GO): protein dephosphorylation
Cellular component (GO): protein phosphatase type 2A complex
Molecular function (GO): calcium ion binding; protein phosphatase regulator activity
Source: RefSeq, a predicted model, not a curated record
UUAGUGGAUAACGAGCUGCCGCAAGAGAGGAAGUGGAGGAGCAGCCUGUGGAGCCAGGAGGAAGAACCUUGCAGCUGUUGUUAAGAGGCCCUGAGAUCUUGUGUCUCUCCUUUGCAACGGGACUUUCUGAAGGAUUCAAUGCAAAAGAAUCUGUGAAACAUCUGUGAAAUUUUGACAAGACGUUUAAUUUUUCCUGGAAGAUGAUGCUACUAUGAUUUUUUUUUUUUUUUUUGGUAUGAUCUAUGCCCUGACGGAUUAGUUUGGUGACAUUGGUCACCAUGGCAGCAGCCUACCGUGUGGUGGUGAGCAGUGUGAGCUGCUACAACAGCGUGGUAGUGGACCGGCGCACCCACUCUCACGCUGUGCACUAUUGUUCGGGCCCGUGUAGAGCGCUCUCCCAGGGGCUGGAAUGUUCUGUGGCCCAUCACGGCACCUGCUCCGAGCUGCUGGCCACACCGGACUCGCCCUACCCCGACCUGAAUGGCCUGUCCGGACACUCCAGGUGCAUGACAACCCAACAGAUUCCUCACCACGGUAAAACGAAUGGCACCAUUGACACGGGUUAUAACUGCGGUGCUCUGGAGAGGGCAGGGAGCAAUGGUAAUUUGUUUAUUGGGGAAGAGAGCAACAUGUGGCGGGGAAAGAAGAUCCUCACUGGCGGAGGGUCAACGGGUAACCUGAGCUGCGGUACCUACGGUAGCCUCAAAGACAUCACCGAAGAGGCCAUCAAUCUGGCCAGCGGGAAGCUCAAAGAGUUUUCCUUCGACAAGCUUCGGCUCUCCUCCUCCAGCCAUGUCACCUUCCGGAAAGGCCGCAAGGUCCGUCCUGACUCGUUCAGCCGUCGCUCCACCGAUCUGGAGAUUAUCUACGGCCAUUUCGGCUCCAACGUCUCCAGUAACGGCACGACAAGCAGCAUCGCCACUGUCCCCAAUGAUGAGAACGCCCCACCGCUUUUUGAGACGAAACAGAAGGGCAGUUCCAGCUCCCCGUCGGCUAUUACGAAAGUAAAUGGUUCAAGCGGCAGCGGGUCACUGGACCAAAGUAUGAACACUCUGGCCUCCCUUUAUCGCAACACUCUAGGGGACGAGAACCUGAUUGCUCGUCUGCUGGAGAAAACUUGGGGAGAGGCAGCUGCCGGGGGUGCCGGAGGGGAGGACAUCCGCGCCUGCCUCGACAUCCUGCUCAAAUGCUCAGAAGACCUGAAGAAAUGCACCGACAUCAUCAAGCAGUGCAUCCGACGCAAGGGCGGCGGAGGACCGCAGGACGGAGGGGCCAGUCCCGACAGCGUGUACCGAGCCUUGAUGACCAGACUGAGCAUGUAUCUAAAGAGACUACCUCUGGAGCUGGAAGGGCUCGGAAACGGCGGGCAGGGUGGACAGGGCACGCCCGGGAGUGGACAUGGCGAUCUGAUGGAACUGGUCAACAGUCUCCACUCGCUCCAACAAACGCCCUUCUCACCGAUAUUUGGCAGUGAGCAGCCUCCUCGUUAUGAAGACGUGGUGCAGUCGCCUCCCAACCCAAAGAUGACUCCUAAUUCUGCGUCAUCCACUCCUCACAUAUCCGUCCAGAGCGCCCCAUCCAAAGCCCUCACCAAUGGACUACAGCAUUUGCAACCUCCAUCAUCCAUCACGCAUCACAAUCUAUCUCCCUCUCCUGUUACGAGUUCCCCUUCCAAUCGGUCUCCGACAAACUCUCCGUCCCGUCUUCGAGUCUCCCCUACCCCUCCGUACAGCCACACCCCUCCAGCGUCCCCCAUGGAGGCACUGUACAUUGAGGAGGAAGAUGUAGACACGGGUAAGAUGUCUGAACAGAUCACUCAAAAUACAUCCCAGAACAAAGACUUAUCAAGUAAAUCUGUGCAUAUAUCUCAAUCAGACUCUACCAGCAUUGUCUUCAACUCGACGAGACCUUCUCCCAACACCCUGGCGCACAGAAACGAUGACAUUGACAAACUGCUCAUGGAUCUGGAGAAUCUGUCUCAGAGUAUGAGCAACCACAGAAAUACUGAGCCUCCACUUCCGGUCAAGACCCGCAAGCGAGGAGGCAGCGGUCUGGUGAUUGCGUCCACCGAAGCGCAGACUCAACCCAAAAUGUCCCAGUUCCAAGUCACAACCCCUGCGAGCCACCUAGCCAUGAACGGCACCAGUUCCAAAGCCCCUCAGGGAGAAAACCGCAAUGCUGUAGCUGGUGAGGAGCAGGAAGACGGCGCGUUGCUGUUGCGAAUCUUGGAGAGCAUUGAGAGUUUUGCCCAGGAGCUGGUGGACUCGGGGGCAGGGAGCUCUGGGAGCUCUGAGAGGAACAGCGGGAAGGAACGGGAGGUGAUGAAGCUCCUUCAAGGCACGCUGGCCUCCACUGGUAGGCCUGACACCCCCGUUGUGAGUUCGACUGGACAAAAUGCACCGGCAGCCUGUUCAACGGAAACCGUUCCGGCAGUAACUGUUCCGGCCAUACCGCCAAAGCUCUCUGCCCGAACACCUUCGGCGACAGCGGCUCUCGCGCAAAAAACUGCAGCUGAAGAGGUAUGCACGGCUACAUCGGCGCUUCUGCCUACACCUGAGGUUGCUUCCGCAUCUGUGCCUACACCCGCGACACCGGAAGCAAAAGACGGCCUUUCCGAAGCCCCUCCGAUCCAUCCCAAAGCCACCCCUGCAACAGUCAGCUUGCAUUCCCUUGCGCAUCCUGCCCAGCUAGGGAAUGACGCUGCUCCCAAAGUGCCGCCCGCCAGGUCCAGUCCACCUGUGGUAGCGGGAAGAGAUCUGGCUGUUACCAUCAGGGACAUUCCGGUUCUGAGAGACACGGGUUCUACCCUGCUCAUCCAGCAGACUCCUGAAGUGAUCAGGGUCCAGUCCAAAGCGGAGAAGAAACCCGGCACGCCGCCACCGGCGCCUGCUCAGGCGUCCGCCGUCUCGCACGCGCCCUCGCAACGCUCACCCAGCCCACCCCCAGCUGCUCCGGUGAUCAUCAUCCCGUCUCCUCCUCCUCCUCCUCCUCCUGCCAUCAACAUUCCCAGGUUCUACUACCCACGUGGGCUACCUGCCGCGGGCCCGCCAGCCAACCACGACGCGGCCAUCGCCGCCAUCGAAGCGGCCUUUGCUGAAUUUGAGGAGGAGAAGGCCGAUAUUUACGAGAUGAGCAAGGUCGCGAAGGCGUGCGAGUGUCCGCUGUACUGGAAGGCGGCCAUGUUCUACGGGGCCGGCGGCGAAAGAACGGGCUUCGUCUCGGUUCACUCCUUCGUCGCCACCUGGAGGAAGUUGCUGCACGGUUGCCACGACGACGCCUCACGGUUUAUUCACCUGCUCGCCAAACCCGGCUGUCAAUAUCUGGAGCAGGAGGACUUCAUUCCUCUUCUGCAGGACAUCGUGGACACGCAUCCCGGACUCACGUUUCUGAAGGAUGCGCCCGAGUUUCAUUCUCGCUACAUCACAACGGUCAUCCAACGGAUCUUCUACGUGGUGAACCGCUCGUGGACAGGCCGCGUUUCCAUGACGGAGCUGCGGCGCAGCAACUUCCUGCAGACGCUGGCGCUGCUGGAGGAGGAAGACGACAUCAACCAGAUCACCGACUACUUCUCCUACGAGCACUUCUACGUCAUCUACUGCAAGUUCUGGGAGCUGGACAGCGACCACGACCUCUACAUCGAUCACAAGGACCUGGCCCGAUACAAUGACCACGCGUCCUCCAACAGAAUCAUCGAGAGGUUGUUCUCGGGCGCCGUGACACGGGGCAACGCCGUGCAGAGGGAAGGUCGCAUGAGCUACGCUGAGUUUGUCUGGUUUCUCAUCUCUGAAGAGGACAAGAAAAAUCCCACGAGCAUCGAGUACUGGUUCCGCUGCAUGGACGUGGACGGCGACGGCGUCCUGUCCAUGUUCGAGUUGGAGUACUUCUACGAAGAGCAGUGCGAGCGCAUGGAGCGAAUGGGCAUCGAACCGCUGCCCUUCCAAGACUUGCUGUGCCAAAUGCUCGACUUGGUCAAACCGGAGAGCUCAGGCAAAAUUACGCUGGGUGACCUGAAGCGAUGCCGCAUGGCUCACAUCUUCUUCGACACGUUCUUCAACCUGGAGAAAUACUUGGACCACGAACAGAGAGACCCCUUUGCUGUGCACAAGGACCUCGACAGUGAUGGUCCCGAGCCGUCCGACUGGGAUAAAUAUGCCUCGGAGGAAUACGAGAUACUGGUGGCGGAGGAGACUGCCAAUGAGCAGAUACACGAAGGAUCUUUUGAGGAGGACUAUGACGUGGACGAUCUCCAGGUUCCGGCUGAGAUCGGGAAUAAGAUAGAAAAACUGGUCAUCUCAGAUCUGACAGCGUGAAAAAAGUGGAUUGCCUUUUUCUAAAUUGUUGGAUGGAUGCACAGUUGGAACGGACAUCAAAAAGAAUAAGGACAUCCGUUUUAUGAUGAUGCCUCAUUUAUUUAUUUUUUUUUUAUUUGUGGUGAGGAUAGACUCAUGUGCACGUGUGGACGUGCAUCUCACAACAAAGCGGAUGAGUGAGACAUUGUUUGAUAAGCUCUUAAAGGAACACAGCACACUAAAAAUAGCUCCACAGAAGAGUAAUUUCAUUUUGGGGUGGGGGGGGGGUUCAUUUGUUGGAUCAAACUUUAUGACUAUCAUGCGCAAAGACAAU